UCGCGGCGCGGGGAGCGCAGGGGAUACAAACAAGUGUGUGCGGCGCUGGGGGAGGGGGAUCCCUGCUCCCGCUCCGGGAAAACGAGCCUCAAGAAACAGCUUCAAGGUCUCACACCUUCAAAAAUAAGUCUUUUAAGAAAUCCAGCGUCUGUGGAAUUUGCAAACAAGUAAUUGAUAGCCAAGGAAUUUCCUGCAGAGUUUGCAAGUAUGCCUGCCACAGGAAGUGUGAAGAAAAGGUGGUGACACCCUGCUUUCUUCCAAGCAGCUAUGAGCUGGCUAAUAACUCUGAGGUGGUUAAAAAUCAUGUAACCAGAAGUAAUUCCACCAGUGCUUUGAAGAACUCCUCUUUCAGUUGUGACAAAGUAUUACGAAGUGCAGACUUUGAUCACAUUAUGGAGGAAGGCUAUGAACUUGACCUCACUUACAUCACAGAGCGGAUUAUUGCUGUAUCCUUCCCUGCUGGCUGUUCUGAGGAAACUUACCUCCACAAUCUACAAGAAGUAACACGAAUGCUCAAAUCCAAACAUGGUGAUAAUUACUUGGUAUUAAACCUCUCUGAAAAGAGGUAUGACCUUUCCAAGCUUAACCCAAAGAUUAUGGAUGUGGGGUGGCCUGAUCUCCAUGCUCCACUUCUCGAUAAGGUGUGCACCAUCUGCAAGGCUAUGGAGUCCUGGCUGGACAAUGAUCCUCAACACGUGGUGGUUAUCCAUUGCAGAGGAGGAAAAGGAAGGAUAGGUGUAGUCAUAUCAUCGUAUAUGCACUUUACCAAUGUUUCUGCAAGUGCUGAUCAGGCUCUAGACAGAUUUGCUAUGAAGAAAUUCUUUGAUGAUAAAGUUUCAGCUUUAAUGCAGCCGUCCCAAAGAAGAUAUGUGCAGUUCUUAAGUGGCCUUCUAUCUGGAUCUGUGAAAAUGAAUGCAACCCCUCUUUUCCUGCACUAUGUUAUCCUUCAUGGCAUCCCAAACUUAGAUGCUGGGGGAGCUUGUCGGCCUUUUUUGAAGUUAUACCAGGCUAUGCAACCAGUUUAUACAUCUGGAAUAUAUAGCAUAGGGUCAGAAAAUCAAAGUCGAAUCUGCAUUGCUAUAGACCCUGCCCAGCUUUUGAAGGGAGAUAUUAUGAUGAAGUGUUAUCACAAAAAAUACAGGUCAGCUACUCGUGAUGUGAUUUUUCGCCUUCAGUUUCACACUGGAGCUAUUCAAGGGUAUAGCUUGGUGUUUGGCAAAGAAGAUUUGGAUAAUGCCAACAAAGAUGACCGUUUCCCUGAUUACAGCAAGGUGGAACUAGUGUUUUCAGAAACUCCAGAGAAAAUUCAAGGAUGUGAACACCUUCUGAAUGAUCAUGGAGUAAUAGUUGAUUACAAUACAUCAGACCCACUAAUACGCUGGGAUUCCUAUGAGAAUAUGAGCCCCGAUGGGGAAGUGCUGCAUACCCAAGGUCCCAUUGAUGGCAGUCUGUAUGCAAAAGUGAGAAAGAAGAGCUCUUCAGACAGCAACAUCCCUGGUGAUGCUCAGGGUGUUCAUGUUACAGGCAGUCCUGAUCACAGUGAUCAUACCCUGUCUGUCAGUAGUGAUUCAGGGCACUCCUCAGCUUCCAUCAGAACAGACAAGACUGAGGAACGCCUUGUCCCAGGAGGUAAACGGGGUCUGAGCCCACAAGAGAAGGCAGAACUGGACCAGCUACUUAGUGGCUUUGGUCUAGAGGAGUCUGUCAGCACCACCAAGAAUAUGACUGAUGCUCAAAGCAAGUACAGUGCUACUCACCACAUAGUGCCAGCUCAAGUUCACCUGAAUGAAGUCACCGAAAUGAAGGACAGGGAGACUGAUAUUCUCGAUGAUGAAAUGCCUAAUCAUGACCUUCACAGUGUGGAUAGCAUUGGGACUUUGUCUUCCUCAGAAGGGCAGCACUCCACCCACCUAGGGAAUUUCAGUUGCCACAAGAGCAGUCAGAACUCUCUCCUUUCAGAUGGCUUUGGAAGUAAUGCUGGGGAAGAGCAUCACAAUGCUUUUGCUGCAGACCUGGGAAUUGGUGUUGAUUCAUUCUAUGAGAGAUCAUUUGGAAGCACUGAGCCUAAGUCAACUGAACAAUUGCAACAGAAUCCUUCUGUCUCACCCCAUCCACAAGCCUAUGGCCCAAGUAACUACUCUACUCAGACCUGGGUACGCCAGCAGCAGAUGGUCACUGCUCACCAAUACGGUUUUACCCCAGAGAAUGAAAUUAGAGUUGGCAUUCAUAGCACUGUGGAGAAUUUGGGCAGUGUCCAGAGCCAGUCCCAAAUCCCAGAUGCUCCAACACGUGGUUCUAGCAGCAGAGAUGCUGUGCAGAGAGGGCUAGGAAGCAUGCAGGGUGCUGCAGAAGCUGAAGAACUUGCAAGUGCUGACAGUUUUAAGUCAAGGCAAAUGCCUCAAAGGAACACAAAUGGCCUGGAUCUAGGACAAAAUGCUGGGGACUUAGCAGCUUCUCCAACUUUGGAUAUUGAUCAGUCCAUUGAACAAUUGAACAGGCUGAUCUUGGAGUUAGACCCUACAUUUGAACCUAUCCCAACCCGCAUUAACGCUCUCACCAGUGACAGAAAUCAAGUAAAUGGCUUCAGCAGCCUUGAUGCACGCAUGGAAGAGCUUAACAGUAGUUCUGGCUUCCAUGACAAAUUAGAGGUCACAAACAGGAAUCCCUCCGGGCAUGCAACAGGUAUGCAAGAUGAUGAUGCAACAGGGAAAAGGCUCAGAAAGUUAAGUGUUGGGCAGUAUGACAAUGAUGUUCCUGGGGAGCCAUCGUAUAACAGGUGUGCAUGGAUGAAGUCUCCUGCUACUCACCAGGCCGUAAUUCCAGGAUCACCAGUUGCUGGAGGGAAAACCAAGGAGAUGACCGCUGUACAUUACCAAGAUGAAAUAGAUGGGAGAAUCUUCUCCACCAUAAAAAAUGGAAACGAAGAUGUCACGUUCACAUCAGCUUUUCCCCUGUCACCAGAGAAGACGUAUGUGACAACAUCUCCAUUAUGCCGUCAGCAGAUUCCCUCCAGCCAAAAGGUCAGCAGCCCAUCUGAGUUGUACAGAACCACUUCUGAAUCUCAAAGUUACACGGAAGCCAUUAACCUCUCUAUGGUGAUGUCUGACAGCACCGUGGGCACUAACUCUCCUUUGCUGAGGACCAACAUGCAGACUGAUCCCUCCUUUCAGCGCUGUUUUGCAUCUUCAUGUACUGUUGCAAGUAGCAGUCCUAUCCCAGGGGCAGAAAGCUCUUCUGCAGCAGAAUGUCCUUGGCUUGAAAGCAGCUCUAAAGCUUCCCUGUCAACCCAGUUUUCAAUGGGAAACACAAGGCAGCCAGGAGGUUACGUUGUGCCCUCUGAAUUUUCGAGUGCUGUGCAGGAUGUCUCUCUCCUGUCUCAUUUCCAAACUCCAGGACUGCAAGUUGUCACCAUGAGCAACCUGGAGAGUUCACCAGCAGAGCCACACCAAGAACAUGAUACCAGCAGCAGUGGCCGUGCCUACCUGAGCUACAGCACAGGCACCAGGGACAGUAGCUCCCCCCGAGAGGAGACACAAGCUACUUGCACAACCAAUGCUAGCCCAUCUAAAACCCUGAGCUCAUCAGUGGCAAGUGCUGGUGACAAUGACUUUUUGACACAAAACUUCCUUACAGUGGCCUCUGGACACAACAGCCAGAACAAUGCAGUUCCACAUUAUCAUGGAGGGAGCCUGCAUGCUCAACCGCCUCUUCCAGAGAAGAAGAGGUCCUCUGAAGGAGAACGUUCCUUUGCCUCUGUGUCACCUUCUUCAAGUGGCUUCUCUAGCCCUCACAGUGGAAGCACAAUCAGCAUUCCCUUCCCAAAUGUCCUCCCAGAUUUCUCAAAAAUGUUAAGCCCUUCCCCAGUGCCAGAAAACACAGCUGAUAAACAUGUGACCGUGAAAUUUGUUCAGGACACAUCCAAGUUCUGGUAUAAGCCAGAUAUUUCAAGAGAACAAGCCAUUGCUGUUCUCAAGGAAAAGGAGCCUGGGUCUUUCAUUGUUCGAGACAGUCAUUCUUUCCGGGGAGCCUAUGGGCUAGCAAUGAAAGUUGCCACACCACCUCCUUCUGUGCUACAGUUGAAGAAAGUUGGAGAUUUGUCAAAUGAACUUGUAAGGCAUUUUCUGAUUGAAUGUACUCAGAAGGGGGUACGCUUGAAAGGAUGCCCAAAUGAACCAUAUUUUGGGAGUUUGACAGCUCUAGUGUAUCAGCAUUCCAUCACUCCACUGGCAUUGCCCUGCAAGCUUCUCAUCCCAGACAGAGAUCCCUUGGAGGAGAUAGCAGAAACUUCUCCACAAACUGCUGCAAACUCAGCUGCGGAGCUUCUCAAACAGGGUGCAGCUUGUAAUGUUUGGUACCUGAAUUCAGUGGAGAUGGAGUCCCUCACAGGCUACCAGGCAGUACAGAAAGCCUUGAGCCUGACGCUGAUGCAAGAUCCUUCUCCUGUCUCGACUGUUGUCCAUUUCAAGGUGUCUGCUCAGGGAAUCACACUGACAGAUAAUCAAAGAAAACUCUUUUUUCGGAGACAUUAUUCAGUCAACACUGUUCUUUUCUGUGCUUUGGAUCCACAGGAUAGAAAGUGGAUGAAAGAUGGCCUUUCUGCAAAAGUGUUUGGGUUCAUUGCCAGGAAGCAAGGCAGUGCCACAGACAACGUAUGCCACCUCUUUGCAGAGCAUGAUCCAGAACAACCUGCCAGUGCCAUUGUGAACUUUGUAUCAAAGGUCAUGAUUGGAUCCCAGAAGAAGAUCUGAUGCCUUUCCAUCCUUGAUUCGGAGCUCUUCGCUGACUUCACCAAAGGAAAUCACUAUGAGAGGGAGAAAUGCUGUGCAGCAACAAUGUCUGAAUACUGUCAUUCCCAAUAAGGAAAGCCGAGGGUGAUCUGUGUAUUGUGUUUGUGAGAGCUCAGGCUUUUAUUUCAAGGUGCCUCACAAAGAAUUAUUUCUUCAUUUUUAUAUCGGAGGACAAAACAAAAGAAGCUGAGUGCCACCCAAAACCACGUAGCCUUUACCUGAAUGAAGCAUAAAUGAAGAACUUUUCUCCUGAUGGGUUUCUAAUAUAUCUUCAUAUGCUGUUUCUCACCAUUUAUUGGAGUAGAAAUACUUACUAGAUUGCGCUACUUUUAUGUUCAGGAAGUGUUUUGUGAAACCUCUGCAAAGGCACUUGCCAUGGUUGCAUCAAUGGUAGUUACAGACCUUGCAAACAUGCUUUUAGGAGAAUGAUCAUCUGAGGAAAACUAUUUGCUCUUCCCUAUGUCUUUGUGAUCAGUGAUGGGAACUGAAUGGAGAAAAGGGAAGAUGUAUGUGAAGAGAAGGUUUGUGCAAGUCGUUUUCUGGUAAGAAUGGAGUAGUUGUAGUUAGUGUUAAGAAGGCUGAGAUGUUUUAGUUUGAAAAUUUUUCAAUAGAGCAGAAGUGGCAGAACAAAAAAAAGUGUGAAAAUCCGCUAUAAUUAGGGGGGUUUUGUAAUUUUUUUUAAUACAGAAAACCAAGCAGGGAAGAUGAAGCAUUUUAGUAAUUACAGGAUAAAAAUGAGGGAAAAGCAAAGAGGAAGAUUGUGUAAUUUAUGCAUUUUUACCUGUGACAGAUUAUUUAUAGUGGAUCUCAGAUCUUGGUAUGUCAGACAUAAUUCUUAAUCUAGACCAGUGUUGAUCUUUAGCACUAUUUUGUGUAAGUAAAUGUGUGUGUAGCCUGUGCCAUUCUAGAGACAAUAGGCUGAGACAAUUUUGUCUUACAGUGACAAGACACUUCCCAUUUUCUGUCUCUGCAACACUGUUUCAGUCCCCUACAUAAUAUGUAAUUAUAUUUAUGGAGUAUUUUACCCCAUUAUUUUGCUGCAGUUUUGAAGAUUUUUUUUACCUUUUUUUUUUUUUUUUUUUUUCUGUAGGAACUGUAUUGGAUUUUUUAUUCCUUGAGUUAGGGAAUCUGAAAAUGAAUGGAAUUUAUUUUGGUACUUUGCUUCAUUUCUUGAGAGCAAUUAUGUCACGAUUUCUACAUCCAUAUGUACACUUGUACACAUCUCUUUAUCUUUCUUUACACAUUGAUAUUUGAAAUGCAUAAGAAAAUGCUAUUUAGCUUUACAGAAAAUUGAUGCAGUAGGUUACAGUGGAAGCCUGCACAAGUAGAGUAAGCCACUGAGAUCUCCUGUGUAGUUCCCAUUCACCCAAAAUCAGCAAUACUAGAGCCCUGUAUGAGAACUGAUGGUUAUAGUGCAACUUUAGUGUGGCAAGUGCUGAAAAAUUAAAUUGCUUCUCUUUCAUGUGUGGCUGUCAACCUUAUAUUAAUAACCUGAGAAAUAAAAUAACAUUCUGUAUUUUGCA
Messenger RNA from Ficedula albicollis (Collared flycatcher), 6310 nucleotides. It is a transcript of the gene TNS3, whose product is annotated as tensin 3. The transcript has 32 exons. NCBI's taxonomy places the organism in Eukaryota, Metazoa, Chordata, Aves, Passeriformes, Muscicapidae. Gene Ontology annotation, molecular function: protein binding; phosphatase activity. The record is from RefSeq and is a predicted model, not a curated record. The coding region runs from base 393 to 4748 and encodes 1451 amino acids. Gene Ontology annotation, biological process: dephosphorylation.